CUAGCCCCCCUCCUGCCAUUACCUCAUCCUGUGUGCUGGCUCCAGUCACCAAAACAAUAUAGUAGCGACACCUGGGACUGCGCUGCGUCUUUCCCUCCCGCCUGCCCGGCCCGCUCUUACUGCUGCAGGUGCUGCCGCCGCCGCUGAGUCGCUUUGCUUUGCUCGGAGGCUUCCGAAAGGGCUGGACAAGACUGUCCCAAUGGGUGGAGAAAGGAAGCCUCGCCAGGCCAUGCAAGCCCAAAAACUGGCAGGAAUACUGAGGGAGGACAGUGAAGGCGUCUUGGUUAUUGACUGCCGAUCCUUCACUGAAUACAACAACCUCCAUGUGGUCGGCUCGGUAAAUAUGUGUGGAUCCAAGUUGGCUCGCAAGCGCCUGCUGAAGCAACUGCUGGUCCUACCACAGCACCCCAAGGUUGACGAGAAGCAAGUGGUGGUGUAUGACCAGGGCAACCAGGAAUCCUCUGCAGGGCACUUUGUGUCUCUGCUACUGGGAAAGCUGGAGAAGAAGUACAGCUCUGUGUCACUUUUGGAAGGAGGCUUUUCAGAGUUCUCAUCUCAAUUCCCGACCUUGUGUGAGGGCCGCACGUCCAACAUCUUGAGCACCAGCAUAUCCCAGCCCUGCCUGUCCUCGUCUUCAGUCUCCGUCACCCGAAUAUUGCCUCAUCUCUACCUGGGCUCUCAGAAUGAUGUCAUGAACCAGGAGGUGAUUAAUCAGAAUGGCAUCACCCAUGUCCUGAACGUCAGUCAGAGCUGUCCGCAGCCAGUCUUCAUUCCCGACAACCACUUCCUACGCAUCCCCAUCAAUGACAGUUACUGUGAAAAGAUCCUGCCUUGGCUUACUGCGGCCGUGGAGUUCAUAGAAAAGAUUGAGUUGGUGAAUGGCAAAGUAUUGGUUCACUGUCUGGCUGGAAUCUCACGAUCGGCAGCUGUCGCCAUUGCUUAUAUCAUGAGGUCGAUGGGUCUAAGCCUGGAUGAUGCAUACAGGUUCGUAAAAGAGAAAAGACCCAGCAUCUCUCCCAACUUCAACUUCCUGGGACAGCUCCUAGAGUUUGAGAAGAGCCUCGCCAGCGCCGUGCCCUCUGGCCCCGUUAAAGCUUCUCACACGGACAGCCUGGCAGAGAGGAAGUUUUCAGAUCAUCACUGUGUUAAAGAGCAGGCAAACAAGGACACGUCUUGCCAAAACAACUGCCGCGACCUUGCAAGCACUCAGGGAGUAGCUGUCAAUGGCACCAAACUGGAUGACGGCCAUACAAAGUCAGAGUCCACCUCAUUGGAAGGCAGGUUUACUUCAAUGGGGAUCUCUUCAGACCAGCGCCGGGAAAUAAGCAGUUUAAAACGCUCCUUCUCGCUGGACAUUAAAUCUGUAUACACUCCUCUUUCCUCUGCCAUUGACAGACGCAUGGACUUUUGUCAGCACUCCAGGUCCCAGCUGGUACCGUCCCUCCCUGUUGCUUCGAGGCCUUUGGGACUCUGGGAUCGCUUUCUUGGCUUUGGACUUAAUUUUCUAUAUUACUGCUCAGAAGAGGAAGAGGUCCAGAAAAAGCUGGGCCAGAUAGAAAGACCAAUGGGGGCCUUUCAGCAACAAGAUGUGCCGGAAAAUCUGAAAAAGCGACGGGCAGGUAUGAACGACCUGAACGGAGUAGGUCAGCGUCCGUUUACUCUGAACAUUCCCAGUUGCAAAGGCCAAACAUUUUUGAAAGAGAAAAGCUUGGAUGUGGGCUCAAGCACAAGGACAAUCUCUCCUGUAUCUCUGUGAGGAACCAAUCAGAUUGCCCUCAGAAUGCACCACUUGCUGCUGUGUAUACUGGGGAAGAUGAAGAAUUUGUAAAACCUGUUUACGCACCCCCCCACCCCAUCCUAGGAGAAAAAAAACCCAUUAUUUUCCAAAGCAUGUUAAAGACCUCUGCCAGACUUGAAUAGCAUGCUGAGAAAUAACUGUGUUAAAUGUUUCUUCAUAUUGAAUGAACAAAGGUGGACUUUGGGUACUUUUUUUUUUUCAUGGUGACCAGUAUUUGGUAGGGAUGCACCGAAGCCAGGAUUCAGCCUUUUUUGCAUAUGCAAAUUUGGGGCUCGGGGGGAAAUUGCGUGACUUGUCGCAAAAACAAGGAAGUAAAAAAUGUUUUCCCCACCCAUGAUUUGCAUAUGCAAAUUAUGAUUCAGUUCGGUAUUCGGUACAUCCCUAGUAUUUAGUUUAGUUCAUUGUGUGCCAAAGAGGUCCUAGAACACUCUUUGGCUGUUUGGUGAGGUAGGAGUCUGCAGUCAGACAGCAUCAAAGUGGUCAGCGGUCCCCCAUCCUUUAUUUUUUUUUUAUUUAUUUUUUUUUAAGGCUUAUGCAAGCCAGCAGUAAGUAGCUCUUGUUGCAAUAUAAUGGACUGAAGACUUAUUUGCUGUACCUCUGCUGCACUGUCCAGAUGUCCAUCUUAUCGGUCAUAAGCUAGAAAUGGGUUUGUUUCAGUUGGCUCUCCAGAACCAUGGGGUAUUGAGAUUAUAUUCUCCCUACCCAACCCAUCUUUCAGACUUUUUUAUUGUUUUUGUUUAAAAGUGGUGUAUUAUGACCAUCCUGCUUGAAACGUUGAUCCUUCCUUGGCCCUUUCCCCGUACCAAUACAAAGAGUAUUGUAAGAUUCCUGCAGAGGAUGGUCCACUCUCCACUCUACUUCACCCUUGUGUAACGUAGAUCGGCAUCAAGGGUUUAUCUUUAUUAUAUUUUAUAUUCCUCUAGGUCCUACAGGCCUAGAAGCCAAGACGUGUCUGUGACAAUUUGUGACUGCCCUUAUAUCCCUUCAUUUUUCUGUUUAUUGAUGUGAAAUUAUUUAAUGCUCUUCUUGCUUGUUCGGGGCCAGCCCCGGCGUACAACUCAGUCGGUGACCCACCUCUCAGGAUCCGGGGACAAUAAGAUUGUCCUUAUUUAUAAAGUAGGUGGUACAAGAGCUUUCUCUUUAUUUGUUCUUUAUUUAUUUAUAUAAAUAUAUAUAAAUGUG
This is a messenger RNA of Xenopus laevis (African clawed frog), 2980 nucleotides long. RefSeq names its product dual specificity phosphatase 8 S homeolog (gene dusp8.S). The transcript has 7 exons. Lineage: Eukaryota; Metazoa; Chordata; Amphibia; Anura; Pipidae. The record is from RefSeq and is a predicted model, not a curated record. Bases 200 to 1756 code for a protein of 518 amino acids. Gene Ontology annotation, biological process: negative regulation of MAPK cascade. Gene Ontology annotation, molecular function: phosphoprotein phosphatase activity; protein tyrosine phosphatase activity; hydrolase activity. Gene Ontology annotation, cellular component: cytoplasm; nucleus.